AUGGAUUUUUCCAGCAUUCCUCCAAUUUCAAAUCAACAAUCUCGCAUGGUACGUAUCCGAAUGUCUAAUUCCAUGAUGAAGAAAGUUAAACUUAGUGUUAGUCGCGGAAUGUCUAAUUCCAUGACGAAAAAAGUUGAAGUCAAUGAUUAUGUACACAGAGACAUGUUCAGCGAUUUACCUGAGUGCAUUAUCCUUCACAUACUCUCUUUUUUGAAUACCAAAGAUGUCGUUAGAACAUGUAUUUUAUCCUCAAGAUGGAAGGAUCUCUGGAAACGUCUCCCUGCUCUUAGUUUCGAUUAUCGAGACUUUCGAACUGGUGAUAUGUUCAACGAGUUUGUGUUUAAGGCUUUAUCUCUUCGCGAUUCUUCUAUCUCACUACACACUCUCGACUUUGACAAAGGAAUUUGUCGCUUGGAGCCUUGCUUACUUAGAUUUGUUGUGGAUUAUGCUAUUUUACACAAUGUUCAACGGCUCGUACUUAGUGCAGCUAGUGAAAGGUGCCUCCGCUUGGAGCAUCCGUUUCCAAAUGCACCGUGA
Messenger RNA from Vicia villosa (hairy vetch), 537 nucleotides. Its product is annotated as FBD-associated F-box protein At5g18780-like. Gene Ontology annotation, molecular function: protein binding. The transcript is spliced from 2 exons. NCBI's taxonomy places the organism in Eukaryota, Viridiplantae, Streptophyta, Magnoliopsida, Fabales, Fabaceae. The coding region runs from base 1 to 537 and encodes 178 amino acids. The record is from RefSeq and is a predicted model, not a curated record.